This is a messenger RNA of Orycteropus afer afer, 726 nucleotides long. It is a transcript of the gene BPIFA3, whose product is annotated as BPI fold containing family A member 3. Lineage: Eukaryota; Metazoa; Chordata; Mammalia; Tubulidentata; Orycteropodidae. The transcript has 7 exons. The record is from RefSeq and is a predicted model, not a curated record. The coding region runs from base 1 to 726 and encodes 241 amino acids. Gene Ontology annotation, molecular function: lipid binding.
AUGCACCCACUCUGGAAGCUCCUCAUUCUCUUCGGCCUCCUGGCCCUGCACUCAGUCCUGCCCAUGCAACCCUGGCCCGGCCUGGCCAACGCCCACAUGGAGACCAGGUCCACCCUGGCAAGUAUAAUUGCCCAGGGCCUCAUGAGGCAUAAUACAGAGGGACGUCUCCAGAACCUCCCACUCCGAAGCAGUCUGAAUGACUUGAGACAUGAGGCUCCGGGGAUGGUGGGCUGGCUAAUUGGCAGCCAGAGCUUCCAGCAGCAGCAGCAGCAGCAGGAAGACAGCAUCAACAUCACCCAUAUUCAGCUGGGCUAUGGCAGAAUCCGAAUGUCUUUCCAUAAGGAGUGGUUCUCGGCAAACAUCUCACUUGAAUUUGACAUCAGAUUUAGACUGCCCUUCAAUAACAAGAUUAUACAGCUCCACACAUCCAUGAACCUCAUUGCGGAAUUCUGGCUGGAGAAAGAUGAGUUUGGCCGGAGGGAUCUGGUGAUGGGCAAUUGCUCCAUGGAGCCCAGCAGUGUCAGUGUGAUGGUCGUAACUGAGGGUAUCCCAUCAAAGAUGAAACAUUUUCUCAGCAACCUCAGAGAGAACCUGGAAAAAGUUAUUCCACAUGUGGUAGCAAGCCAGGUAUGUCCUCUGAUGGAUGAAAUCCUCAGGCAGCUGGAUGUGAAACUGUUGAAAAGCCUCCUGGAACAGGCUGUACCUCAUAAAGUCAACCAACCAUGA